UCUCUAACCAUGUCCACUGACUCCGCCCAAGUCCAGCCCGACAACAAAACGCGCCGUUACGAUCGGCAGCUUCGUUUAUGGGCAGCAUCAGGGCAGACUGCGCUCGAGAACGCGCGACUUUUGGUGAUAUCUGGAUCAGCAACAUCGACCUCGAUCCUUAAAAAUCUUGUGCUGCCUGGUGUCGGUCACUUCACCAUUUUGGACUCAACACCAGUCACUGCAAGAGACGCGGGAAAUAACUUUUUCUUGGAGGGCACUUCCAGCAUUGGCAAGUCCCGAGCCCAAGAGGCAGUCAGACUGCUUCUGGAGCUCAAUGACGGCGUUGAGGGACAGGCAGACACAUCCAAUCUCGAGCACAUACUUGAUUCCAACCCAUCCUACUUUUCCGCGUUCACCCUUGUGAUCGCCCACAAUCUGGAGCCCAAACUACUCGAACGACUUUCAGCCCUUUUAUGGGCGGACGAUACUCUCCCGAUGCUCGUGGUCGUGACUUCAGCUGGCUUCCUUGGCGAAUUCUAUAUUCAGUUCCAUGAACAUCCCAUCAUCGAGAGUCACUCCGAAAACACCCCCUCGUUGCGCAUUGACAAGGCCUUCCCUGCUCUUCAAGAAUACGCCUCAUCUCUUGACUUUGCCAACAUGGACCCCACAGAACAUGGCCACAUUACAUACGUCGUCAUUCUCGUCCGUGCCUUGGCCGACUGGAAAGCCGCUCACGAUGGGAAGCCACCACAGACGUAUGAGGAGAAGAAACUUUUCAAGGAGGGAUUACAGUCAAUGAAGGUCAAGUUUGACGAGGAGAAUUUUGAUGAGGCAGAGGCUCAGGCAUAUCGUUGCUGGACAGAAACCAAAGUCCCUUCUGACAUCUCUGCUCUAUUCCAGGAUCCCCAAUUAGGGACCCUCAGUUCUACCUCUCCACCAUUCUUCCACCUACUUGACGCCCUCCGCAAGUUCUCUCUGGAGCCACCGCAUACCCUCCCGUUGACGAGCUCCCUACCCGAUAUGAAAGCGAACACGACCAACUAUAUCGAACUCCAAAAGCUGUACAAAGCACGUGCUGAAGAAGAGAAGGAGAAGUUCAAGUCCCUGCUCAGUCAUCCUGUGGACGACGCGUUGAUAGAUUCAUUCGUCAAGAAUGCACAUGGCCUCAAGGUCUUGCGAGGAAAGCAAUACGGAACGCUGGACAAAGAUCCCGCUGCCCUUGCUUCAGCUAUCUUAGCCUCGCCCAAAGCUGGAGCGACACAUCUUGCACUUUCCGCACUUGCGCGGGUUUCGUCAUCCUCGCCGACAGAGGAAGAGCUGACAGCUGCUGCCCAAGCCCUUCUACCGCCAGGAACUGAACUGCCUGAAGAGUUUGAAAACGCUGUUGGCGAGAUUGCCCGUUCACCAACUGCCGAUCUCCCCAAUACUGCGGCAUUCCUUGGUGGCCUGGUUGCGCAGGAAGUGAUCAAGAUGAUCACAAAGCAGUAUGUGCCGAUUGAGAGCUACUGCGUGAUAGACCUUGUAGAGACAUGGACUGGUAUCAUUUGA
Molecule: messenger RNA, 1527 nt
Organism: Mycena indigotica
Lineage: Eukaryota; Fungi; Basidiomycota; Agaricomycetes; Agaricales; Mycenaceae
Product: NEDD8-activating enzyme E1 regulatory subunit
Exons: 6
Coding region: 10-1527 (505 amino acids)
Biological process (GO): protein neddylation
Cellular component (GO): cytoplasm
Molecular function (GO): NEDD8 activating enzyme activity
Source: RefSeq, a predicted model, not a curated record